Molecule: messenger RNA, 966 nt
Organism: Boeremia exigua
Lineage: Eukaryota; Fungi; Ascomycota; Dothideomycetes; Pleosporales; Didymellaceae
Product: lactoylglutathione lyase-like protein
Exons: 4
Coding region: 1-966 (321 amino acids)
Molecular function (GO): metal ion binding; lactoylglutathione lyase activity
Source: RefSeq, a predicted model, not a curated record
AUGGCUACCGAUCCAACUAGCUACAAGCUCAACCACUCGAUGCUUCGCAUCAAGGACCCCAAGCGCAGCUUAGAGUUCUACGAGUUUCUAGGCAUGAAGCUUAUCAACAAGCUACCCAACCCAGACGCCAAGUUCGACCUCUACUUCCUCGCAUACGACAGCCCCAAGGCCGUAUCUCACGGCAACCACUGGUCUGAUCGCGAGGGUAUUGUCGAACUUACACACAACUACGGCACCGAAGACGACGCGAACUACAAGAUCACCAAUGGCAACACAGAGCCUUACAAGGGGUUUGGUCACCUCUGCAUCUCAGUCGAUAACCUUCAGGCUGCCUGCCAGCGUCUCGAAGAUGCGGGGUACAAGUUUCAGAAGAAGCUCACUGAUGGGCGAAUGAGGCACAUCGCGUUUGUGCUCGACCCUGACAACUACUGGGUGGAGGUCAUUGGGCAGAAGCCCCUAGAGGAGACUGAGAACGUGAAGGAGACCGAUACUGCUUCAUACCGCAUGAACCACACCAUGAUCCGUGUCAAGGACAAGGAUGUCUCACUCAACUUCUACAAGGAUAUCAUGGGUAUGAAGCUCAAACGUACCUCUGAGAGUCCCAACGCUGGAUUCAACCUCUAUUUCCUUGGAUACGGUGCAGACGCCCCAGAGCAGACAGCAAACGGGGUAAACCCGUUGGCAAGCAGUGAGGGUUUGCUGGAGCUUACGUGGAACUAUGGCACGGAGAAAGACGCCAACUUCAAGUACCACAACGGCAAUGACGAGCCUCAAGGCUUUGGUCACAUCUGCAUUACGGUCGAUGAUCUAGAUGCUGCAUGUGCUCGUUUCGAGGAAAAGGGCGUCAACUGGAAGAAGAAGCUCACCGACGGCAGGAUGAAGAACAUUGCCUUCGUGCUUGAUCCCGACAACUACUGGAUUGAGGUUGUGCAGAACGAGAAGCUCAAGACACGAAGCAAUUGGUAA